CCUCGUGACAUGCCAAAGACCAAAGAUCCCUUCAGGCAAAUCAUCGAUAUAGGUGCGUCGCCCUCCACUUCCUCCGUUUCCCAAUCGCACCACCCACUGUCUAGAACAAGCUACACUCCACUCUUCAUCAAAUGGAUCGCGGCGGAGGCGGCCGUGAGAUGUCACGGGAGGAGGAGGAAGCGGAGGCGGCUUCCACCAACCAGAAGACCGAGAGCUUCAAAGGCUGGUGAGAGUGAGACAUCCUCUUCCUCCACUCUAUCUCUGUGUACUGGCAACAAGCAUGACGCUUGUGGUGCUCGCUGUGCUAAUUUGCCAGCCAUUAGUUGUCGAUCUGUUGAGUUGCAGCUCCAGUAGCAGGAAGAAUCUUUACCCUAUCGACAGUCCAAUUAAGAAACGGAAGUCACAGUAUGAGCUCAGUGAUACAAGGUUGUCAUCGCUGAAAUACAAGUUUCAGAACCGAUUAACUUGCCAGGAGGAUGAGUCCGCAAGAACAGAAAGCUUAGGAUGUGGUGACAUUUUCAUCAACAAGAAUUGUGAUAUGGACAUGGUCAAUAUUGUUGAGGAAUUGGACUCUUGUGAGAAUACUCAAAGCCUUUUAGGUGGGUGCAUUGAAGUGGACUCCAUAAAUGGAAUUGAGAGCCAAUCUAUGAGAAAAAUGUUCAAGGUCCGGGCAUCUGCAUCCAGCAGCUCAAGCAACAACAUUUCUUCUGACGCUUUCAGUUCUUUCGGUAGAUCUGGCACCAAAGAUACUGACAGCUGGGUGAGGCCGCACCUGGAGCAUGAUCGCUCAGGUACUAUGCUGCAACCAUAUGAUGAUGAUAUUGAGAGGAUAUACGAUGUGAUGAAUGAGCUCGCAAGUGGCGGUGUCGAUGGUUUUUCUGAUCGUAUCACAAAUGAGAGGCUAUACUCGAAUGGCGUCGAGGAUUUCCUGAUUUUGCCAGCAGGCAAAACUGGCUGUCAUGGCGAGAAGAAGAAGCUAACCAUUGAUCAAGAAUUUGAGCAGUACUUUUCAAAGCUCAUGCUUUAGCAUGACCAUAACAAAAAAAAUUGCUGUGCUGGAACCUCCAAAGAUGCUCUGCAUCCCGACUGAGGAAAUGCAAGUCAUAGCUACUACAGGAGUUAAUUGUGUAGGUUAACCUGAAUAUUGACGGUGCGAUGUAUAUAUGCUUUCUCGCUACUACAGAAAGGCUUAUCAGUAACGGUCGAAAAACAACAUCAGUAACGGUCGGGGCCGCCGUUACUAACUUCGUGUUA
Brachypodium distachyon (stiff brome) is the source of this 1254-nucleotide messenger RNA. RefSeq lists its product as uncharacterized. Lineage: Eukaryota; Viridiplantae; Streptophyta; Magnoliopsida; Poales; Poaceae. The coding region runs from base 281 to 1027 and encodes 248 amino acids. The transcript has 3 exons. The record is from RefSeq and is a predicted model, not a curated record. Gene Ontology annotation, biological process: response to red or far red light.